AUGUCGGCUCCUCCUCCUCCAGCAAGUGCCCUGAUCACCGCCGCACAACAUACAUAUGCCGCAGAGCUGUUCCAGCUCGCGAGCUUUGCGUUUCUUGUUUGGGAUCAUCCGCAUUCAAUGUCCUUUUCCCAGGUCGAACGUAUAUGGCAGCGACCCUUUACUGGGGCCACGUUUCUGUUCUUGCUCAAUCGGUACGGUACCGUAUUGGAGAUCAGUGUUGUGAUCGCUGCGUUUCACUCUGAGUGGACUGUCAAUGUACGUUUAGCAUGUUAUAUUGUACAAAGCGUCUACUCACACAACAUUUGUUUCAGGCGCGUACCUCUUCCUCCCGGUUUCAAAGGUUGCAUAUUGACGGGAAAGGACAACAAGUUCUCCCUAUUUUGGGUUGCGCCCUUCGUCACCGACAUCACCGUGUUCAUCCUGACAAUGUGGCAAACACGGUUAUACAGCAGCGGAACCCGUCAGAUGCCUCUGAUGAGGCAAUUCAUACGGGACGGAAUGGUAUAUUUUCUCGUGAUCGUGGCGGCAAAUCUGAUGAAUGUGAUCGUUUACUUCACCGCUGUCACGGACUUGAAGGCAAUGUGCGCAACCUUCGCCCAGUUGCUCACGUCUGUAAUGAUCUCCCGGCUCGUCUUGAAUCUCCGUGGUAUGCGACAAAAUCUCAAUAUAGAUACUGCUCAAGAACUCGGACAUGCUAGGGGACUCAGCAGAAUCAGCGCCUACGAAACGUCGCGGGCGAAGUUAUACACUGCAAACGAUACUAUCAUGAACUCGUGGGUCGCCACAAAGAUGAUAGGCAAC
Punctularia strigosozonata HHB-11173 SS5 is the source of this 801-nucleotide messenger RNA. RefSeq lists its product as uncharacterized. NCBI's taxonomy places the organism in Eukaryota, Fungi, Basidiomycota, Agaricomycetes, Corticiales, Punctulariaceae. The annotation marks the transcript as partial. The record is from RefSeq and is a predicted model, not a curated record. The transcript is spliced from 9 exons.